CUGACUGCAUUCAGCACCAGCCACACACCCCUCAGCACCGGGGAUGCAUCCUCGCGGCUCGGGCACGGACAACUCCUCGUUAGAGCCGACUUUAGGAUGGUGAAGAAAUCUCUGAACGGCGGGGUUUACCCAGCUCAAGCCGGGGAGAAGAAGCACAAAGUCGGGUUUGUCGGAUUGGACCCCGGGGCUCCUGAAUCCAACAGGGAUGGGGCGCUGCUCAUUGCGGGCUCGGAAAGCACCAAGCGGAGCAGCAUCCUUUGCAGACCGAGGUCCAGCAUUUCCGCCGGGAGACCCCGACCAUCGAAGAAAAAUGCCAGCUAUCGGAAACUACAGAGUUUCCUCUACAAUGCACUGGAGAGACCGCGGGGAUGGGCGUUCAUCUACCACGCUUAUGUCUUCCUCUUGGUCUUCUCCUGUCUCAUACUCUCAGUGUUUGCCACCAUCAGAGAGUUCAAAAAUAGCUCAGAGAGUGCCUUGUACAUCCUGGAAAUUGUGACCAUCGUGGUGUUUGGGGUGGAGUACAUCGUGAGGAUAUGGGCUGCUGGCUGCUGCUGUCGGUACAGGGGAUGGAGAGGGAGACUAAAAUUUGCCAGAAAACCUUUCUGUGUCAUAGACAUCAUGGUACUGAUAGCCUCAGUAUCAGUACUGGCGGCUGGUUCUCAGGGCAAUGUUUUUGCCACCUCGGCCAUCAGGAGUUUGAGAUUCCUACAGAUCCUGCGCAUGCUGCGUAUGGACCGCCGUGGAGGCACCUGGAAGUUGCUGGGAUCUGUAGUGUACGCCCACAGCAAGGAGCUCAUCACAGCGUGGUACAUUGGCUUCCUGUGCCUGAUCCUGGCUUCAUUGGUUUACUCCGUGGAAAAGGAUUCAAAUACUGAGUUUGACACCUAUGCUGAUGCGCUUUGGUGGGGACUGAUCACUCUCACCACCAUUGGUUAUGGUGAUAAGGUUCCUAAGACCUGGAAUGGACGCAUGCUGGCAGCCGCGUUCAGCAUGAUCGGGGUGGCCUUCUUUGCACUUCCUGCUGGCAUCCUUGGUUCUGGCUUUGCCCUGAAAGUCCAAGAGCAACACAGGCAGAAACAUUUUGAGAAGAGGCGUAACCCUGCAGCAGGCCUCAUCCAGGGUGCUUGGAGGUUCUAUGCUACCAAUCUUUCCCGGACAGAUCUGCUGUACACUUGGGAUUUUUACGAGCAGACUGUAGCUAUCCCAAUGUACAGACUCAUUCCUCCUCUGAAUCAGCUGGACCUGCUGAGGAAUCUGAAGGGAAAGUCAUUCAGGAAGGAGUCUCAAGCUGAACCCUCUCCCAGUCGGAAGCCCAGCCUGAAGGACAAGGUGUUCCCAAGUCCUUCAAAGGCUCCUGUUGCCAAGGGGAAAGCUCAGUCUCCAGGGGCAGAGGAUGGGGCCGAGGCCAGUCCAAGCAAAGUUGCAAAGAGCUGGAGCUUCAAUGAGAAGAACCGAGGGCCAAAGCAUGCCUUCAGAGUCAGGGGCAGCACCUCACGCCAAAACUCAGAGGAGGCCAGCCUCCCAGGAGAGGAAAUUGGUGAUGAUAAGAGCUGCCACUGUGAGUUUCUCACUCAGGAAUUACCACCAGGCUUGAGGGUGACAAUAAGGGCAAUAUGCAUCAUGAAGUUUCUGGUGUCAAAGCGGCGGUUCAAAGAGAGCUUGCGGCCUUAUGACGUCAUGGAUGUGAUCGAGCAAUACUCAGCAGGUCACUUGGACAUGCUGUCCCGCAUCAAAAACCUGCAGUCCAGAGUUGACCAGAUAGUUGGUAAAGGGCCUAAAGGUGACGGAGAGGCUGCAGAUGACCAGAGCAUGAUGGGACGUCUGGUGAAAGUGGAGAAGCAGAUGGUCUGUAUGGACAGGAAACUAGAUUUCCUGGUUAAUGUGUACGUGCAGCGUAUGGGCAUCCCACGAUCAGAAACCGAUGCCUUUUUCAACUCCAAAGAGCCGUACCCAGCCCCACCUUACCACAGCCCCGAGGAGGAGAAGGAGGGCAAAGAGGAGUUGAAGGAGGAGAAGGAGGUGCAGAUAUGCACACCUGCAGAACGCCCCUGCUCUGACGGCUCUUUGGAAAAGAAAGAUCCUUUACUGGGUCGCUCUGUGGCGAUAUCGGUGGGCACUCCCUCUGGCAGCCACAGCCGCGCCUCUACCUCCUGGCAGCACCAGCUGCAGCACCCCCUCAGCCAGCCCGCCUGGAACAGCAGCGUGGCCAACUCCCCAUCACCAGUGGGGGGCAGCGGAGAUCAUUCGCCCAACCUGUUCCGUCUCCCGCCUCCACCUGCUCCAGUUCACGACCGAUCCUCUUCUGGGCCAGGCAGCAAAGAGAGCGGAUCCCAGAGCAGGAGGCGUCACAGGAGGCAGAGGUGUCAGCAGGACGCCACCGCUGUUGAGAGCGAUACUUCUUUAUCCAUCCCGUCUGUUGACCACGAGGAGCUGGAGCGCUCCUUCAGCGGCUUCAGCAUCUCCCAGGCAAAGGAGGACUUCUUUGGGCCGUCUUUCUUCACAGGCUCAGGAGGGGGCGCCACCGCAGCGCCUGAAGCCGCAGCUGCACCUUCAAUCUGUGUCAGGGUACGACCCUUCAUAGCAGAGGGUGAAUCAGACACAGACUCUGACCUCUACGCCCCCUCACCUCUGUCCUUCACCGGAGAGGUCUCAUGCGGAGAAAGGGGGUGGCCCGGAGUGAAGUAGGUCAGGAAGAACUGCUACGCCCGGCAGAGCGGUGCCAUCAGGUGGCCUAUCAUGUGACCUUGUAGCCAACUGACUGACUGUUGCUGCUGACCUUGCUAUUACACUAUUUAAGGUUAAAAGUUGAGUCAGCGAUUCUAAAAAAAGGUUGUUGAUAUUUGAACUCAAUACCCAAACAAAUGCCCGCUCCAGAUUUACCAUCCCUCCCACUGCCUUUCCAUUUAUAAAUACAUCCAUGUUCUGGCCCCAGUUGCUGAUUUCACACUUACAGAACUAGGUCUCUGUAAGAACAAACACAGAACAGACAGUAAGCAAAGCCAAAGGGAGAUAUUUACUUGUGUGGACAAAAGCUGCAUUCGAUUAGAAUGGCUGACUCCACCUUUAUUUGAAUGGUUAAAAUCAGCAGUUUAUAACUGAAUAUAAAAUCAAAGGGUUGUCCUGUAUCACCUUUUUGUUUAUUAGGCAACGCUUAACUGCAUUUGCAUCUAUCAGGAUCUUGUUUACAAAAAAGCUAUUUAGGGACAUUUAUUACCUUAAUUGGGGUCAUGUUAUUGAAUUUCCUAGUGAAGAAAGUUGUUUGAGAGUGUGAUUUAUGACACUUCAUUUAGACAUUGUAUGAAACAACAUCACCCUGAUUUCUUCCAGUGAGUGCACUUCAGCACUUCUUCUGUUACUCACUACCAUUUUCACUUUUAUGUGGUUUAGUCAUGCAAGAUUGUUUAAGACCUGGUUAGCGUAGUGUCUUGAUAACUUCUAUACCUUUGAAUGACUUGAGGUUUUAUGACAAAGCCAAAACCCUAGCUAUGAUAAUCAAUUAGAUUCUUGCAGAGUAAAAAAGAAACAUGCUUGCUUUUCAGCAUCAAUAACAUGGCUGGUGUUUACUGAAUCCUAGAGAAAGACUCCCCUUCAAAGUAUUCCUUUGAUACUUCCCCAUCGAAAAAUAAACCGGCUGCAUGGCAUGUUACUGUUGGUGAUUUAUUUAAGGAUGGCAGGAUACAAAACCAGACAUGAGUUAGCAGACAAAUUCCAUGACAAUUUCUCUUGAAUACAGACAAACGUGAAAAUGUGCAUGCGUGUGUGGUUUCAAGCUACAGUUCUUGAAGGGGCUUUGCUCGAUUACAUCAUGUCAAUGCAGCCUAGCUUGUUCAUUUCAACGGCUUUCUUUUUCUAGGCUAAUACAAAUUAUUUACACAUUAAAUACAGGGACAGAUGCCACAUAUGGAAACAAUAUGGGCUCAAAUGGACUUUAGCUCAUUCAUUUUGUACUGUUAUCCCACAACAUGCGGUGUUGAAGUUGGACUGUCAUAUGGGACAUGAUGGUGUUUAGCCUGCAAAGCAUAAGUCGGUCAUAUAGAUUCUCUGCCGCUACGUCAAUUCUGCACAUAGGAAGGAAAUGCAAUAACAAGCAAGCAAGGCAAUCAAGAACCAUCCCUUACCAAUAUCAACAUGGCCUUAUAUUUCACACCAAAACCCUUUGUUUGUAAGUAAAUAUUUCAUUAAAGUAUUGCAAGUGCAUUUUCAAGUGUUGCAUAGGACGUUGUGUGGCCUGAGAGCAGUUUUUUAGUCAAGUAAUGCUAAAAGCAUGGGAUUCGGAUCUGAAGCAUGAACAGUUCUUAUAAAAACUAACCUGAGUCAUAGGAAAUUAUAACGUUUUAACAUUGACAUGAUUUAGUAGACUGCCACACAAUAUUUUUUUCAGAAACAAACCUGCUGGCAUGUUUUCUACAACCCAAAGAGAGGACCUCUAGAGUUUUACAUGAAACAGUAGCUCUUAGUUCAACACCGUCAUGUAACUGCACCUUCUUCUUCUAAAAUAAUAAAA
Messenger RNA from Eleginops maclovinus (Patagonian blennie), 4504 nucleotides. Its product is annotated as potassium voltage-gated channel subfamily KQT member 2-like. The record is from RefSeq and is a predicted model, not a curated record. Gene Ontology annotation, molecular function: voltage-gated potassium channel activity. Gene Ontology annotation, biological process: potassium ion transmembrane transport. Gene Ontology annotation, cellular component: membrane; voltage-gated potassium channel complex. Lineage: Eukaryota; Metazoa; Chordata; Actinopteri; Perciformes; Eleginopidae.